CCCCAGUGUCAGACUGAACAACCAUGAAAGUUGCGCCAUGGAUAUGCCGUAGCUGUCUUACCCGAAUUUCGAGGUCUCCGCUUCGGCGGCUGGCUCGCUUCCAAUCUACGACUUCAACAUCAGAGUCGAUUUCUCCAGCAUUGCUGGCAAGAGCUCGUACGAUUGCCUCGGAACAGAAGGAAUUGACCGAAAAGCUUGCCAAUGGCUUCGACGCUCGCGCAGCAAAGAAACUCGGUCAGCAAUCAGCAAUUGUCAAUGCUUUACAAACAUGGGACAAAGCAAACGAGUCUGUGACCGAGCUGGUCUCUCUGAUUCACGACCCCACGACCGACGCAGAACUCCGCGACCUGGCCGCUGACGAUCUUGGCUCCUCACGAACAGCACUUGCGGAGGCUGCAAAGAGCCUGACGACCUCACUUGUACCUAUUCAUCCGUUCGCACACCUCCCAUGUCUACUCGAAAUACGGCCUGGCGCAGGCGGGUCAGAAGCUGCCAUCUUCGCGGGAGAUCUAGUUCGAAUGUACGAAUCGUUCUGCAACCGCAACAAUAUUCGGACGACUUUUCUGAAGUACGAGAAUGUCAAUGGCACUUCUGAGGCUGGAUUGCCGCUGUCCGAAGCCGUUAUCGAAGUCGAGUCGGAAAACGCAUACGGUCUGUUCAGGUGCGAGGCAGGUGUUCACCGAGUACAGCGCGUGCCAGUGACAGAGACAAAAGGCAGAACACAUACCUCUGCGGCCUCCGUGCUGGUAUUGCCUAGUUUGCAAGAAAAUAGUCUUGGGGAGGCAGAUUUUGAAGACCCAGAAAGUGACUAUUACGUCGACCUCAAAGAGGUCAGGGUGGAGGUGAUGAGGGCCGGUGGCGCUGGCGGGCAGCAUGUCAAUAAGACUGAGUCUGCCGUUCGGCUAACGCACUUACCGACAAACACCGUGGUCUCCAUACAGGACUCGAGAUCGCAGUCCAAGAACAAGGACAAGGCAUGGCAGCUGCUCCGGUCGCGUCUAGCCCAAGCCAGACGAGAGAAAAGGGAGGACGAGAUCGUUGCCAUGAGGAGAAGCGUCGUUGGUGUGGCGAAAAUGGGACGAGGCGAUAAGAUUAGGACAUACAAUUGGGGUCAGCAGCGGGUCACGGAUCAUCGGAGUGGCACAACAGUGCAUGAUCUAGACGAUGUUAUCCAGGGUGGCCAGACCCUCGAAAAAGUCAUGGAAAGUGUCAGGAACUGGCUCAUAGAAAAGGACGUAGAGGCCAUGAUUGCAGAGGAAGAGUUCGCAAAGAAAUAAACUUCAUCAUGGUGCGCUAAUUGUCACUACAGAGUGCUGACUUGCCAGGCUGUUCCCUUAAGUGAUUUUUGUGUCUACUACAGCAUCCACUGUUACUUUUGCAAAGUCUUGAUGCUGUCGACUAGCUACAACACACUCUUAGAAUCUUAGUCUAAAUAUUAAAGAAAGAUAGGUUUAUGGCCUACAGCUACUAUAAGUUUAUAAGUGUAUUUAUAAGACCUUAC
Messenger RNA from Aaosphaeria arxii CBS 175.79, 1501 nucleotides. Its product is annotated as release factor. The record is from RefSeq and is a predicted model, not a curated record. NCBI's taxonomy places the organism in Eukaryota, Fungi, Ascomycota, Dothideomycetes, Pleosporales. Gene Ontology annotation, molecular function: translation release factor activity. The coding region runs from base 24 to 1277 and encodes 417 amino acids. The transcript has 3 exons. Gene Ontology annotation, biological process: translational termination.